Molecule: messenger RNA, 713 nt
Organism: Salvia splendens (bonfire salvia)
Lineage: Eukaryota; Viridiplantae; Streptophyta; Magnoliopsida; Lamiales; Lamiaceae
Product: peptidyl-prolyl cis-trans isomerase CYP19-3
Exons: 2
Coding region: 87-620 (177 amino acids)
Biological process (GO): protein peptidyl-prolyl isomerization; protein folding
Cellular component (GO): cytoplasm
Molecular function (GO): peptidyl-prolyl cis-trans isomerase activity; cyclosporin A binding
Source: RefSeq, a predicted model, not a curated record
UCUUCCGUUUAUUUAUAUCACACACACUUUACUCUUCACUUAUCCAAGCAUUCCUUCCUAUUCUUCUCGCUGCUUACAGUUACACUAUGAUCAGAAUGAAGAAUCCAAAGGUUUUCUUCGACAUAUUGAUCGGGAGAGCGAAAGCUGGGCGCGUUGUGAUGGAGCUCCUUGCCGACACCACUCCGAAAACCGCGGAGAAUUUCCGAGCUCUGUGCACCGGCGAGAAAGGAAUAGGAUCUUCCGGGAAGCCACUGCAUUUCAAAGGAUCUACGUUCCAUCGUAUCAUCCCUAAUUUCAUGUGUCAAGGCGGUGACUUCACUCGCGCCAACGGUACUGGCGGAGAAUCCAUUUAUGGAGCCAAGUUUGCCGAUGAGAAUUUCACUCUAAAGCACAAGAAGCCAGGCCUAUUGUCCAUGGCAAAUUCUGGUAAAAACACCAAUGGUUCUCAAUUCUUCAUCACCACCGCCAUUACCUCGUGGCUCGAUGGGAAACACGUCGUCUUUGGGGAAGUUGUCGAUGGUUACGACGUAGUCAAGAAGAUGGAGAAGGUUGGCUCCGAUGCCGGAACGCCCUCCUCUACGGUUUUGAUUGAGGAUUGUGGCCAGAUUGUUGAAAAUUAGCUUUUGCUUAGGAUUUGUUUGUAAAUCAAAUAAGAUUUGUUAUCUUGUUCAAUUACUUCUUUCAAUCAUCAUUUGUUUUUGCUUAAACAAUAA